Sycon ciliatum is the source of this 1269-nucleotide messenger RNA. Its product is annotated as thioredoxin reductase-like selenoprotein T1a. Gene Ontology annotation, cellular component: endoplasmic reticulum membrane. The record is from RefSeq and is a predicted model, not a curated record. Gene Ontology annotation, molecular function: thioredoxin-disulfide reductase (NADPH) activity. Bases 369 to 674 code for a protein of 101 amino acids. Gene Ontology annotation, biological process: cell redox homeostasis. NCBI's taxonomy places the organism in Eukaryota, Metazoa, Porifera, Calcarea, Leucosolenida, Sycettidae. The transcript is spliced from 5 exons.
UCCUCACUUUUUGAGUUUCAUUCGUGUGCUCUUCAAGCACCAGUUCCUCGGCGUUUCCUCAAGAAAGCUGAGCUGGUCACGAUCUUACUCCUCACCUGGGUGUUGGCCAGUUGGUUUGUUUAGACCCGACCAUGGCUCGGCUACUGCUGGCCUUGUCGCUGAUCACGGUGGCCCUAGGCAUGGCUCUAGGUAGGGAUCAAACUGAAACGUUGCCUCGCUCGGACUUGGCUGUACCGACCAUGCGAAUCCUCUACUGCUACUCCUGAGGGUACCGCAACGCCUUCCAGCAGGUGACUCAGGCGCUCAAGCAGCGCUUUCCUGAGCUACAGGUGGAGGGUGGCAACUUUCCGCCGUCGCAGACCAACACGAUGAUUGCGACGGCGCUUUCUUACGGCAAGCUGCUGGCCAUUGCAGCGCUGAUCAUUGCCGAUGCCAGGGUGCCGGCAGGAGAGGGCCCCGAGUGGUUCGACUGGAUGAGGACGAACAAGCUGUCAUCCGUACUGAUCACGUUCUUUGCUUGCAACGCCAUCGAGCAGCAACUGUUAGCGACGGGUGCUUUCGAAGUGUCCUUGAACGGACAUGAUGUGUUCUCCAAGCUACAGUCUGGCCGCCUGCCUUCUCUUGAGGAGAUGGUUUCUUUCGUCAACAUGGCCAAGCGUUACGAGUCGCAGUAAAGGAAGGUGUCGCUGGCGUGUACCGUCGUGCUACCAACGCCGUGCUCGUGACGACGCGAGGUUCAACCGCUCCCGUCCUGGGUGGCACUUCGCGUCCGAUAUCCCCCCACGCUCUGUUGUUCGUGGGACGGCAAGUAGCACACGGUGCAGCUUCAGACCUCCUCACCUUUUCACUGUGUCCCAUCUAUCAUAAGUUAUACCCGCAUGACUGCAGGCUGUGCAUGCUUUACAAGCCACUAGCUUAUAAACCAUUAUCCACCGUAUACUCCUUCUCGCUGCAUCUCGAAAUUGCACUCUAAUAGAUUUCUAUAAACAAAUUCGUAUGUACAGAAAGCUUCUUCCGAGAAAACCAUGCGUUCGGCACGUCUUUUUUUAGUUUCUUUUCUGCACGCGCCUGCAUGUUGCGCAACAUUUCGUGUUUCUCCCGGACGAACAUCUAAGGUUUCUGCUGCACAAUCACGAGCCUUUUGGUGACAAGUGGCUUUUGAUGUGGGGUUUUUUUCUAGACUUAUGGCCAGCACCUGCUGUCAGGAUAUUUUUUGUGUUUUUUUAUUUAUUUAUAUCAUGGCGGUGAUAAGAUCAUAUUUCAACGUUC